Molecule: messenger RNA, 1421 nt
Organism: Thrips palmi
Lineage: Eukaryota; Metazoa; Arthropoda; Insecta; Thysanoptera; Thripidae
Product: splicing factor YJU2
Exons: 2
Coding region: 171-1241 (356 amino acids)
Biological process (GO): mRNA splicing, via spliceosome
Cellular component (GO): U2-type catalytic step 1 spliceosome
Source: RefSeq, a predicted model, not a curated record
GAAAAAUUUGUAUGACCACGUGAUGAGAAAGUUUGGUGCAGAAAUAACAAAAACAAAACACGGGAGUGUUUUUUGUUUUCGUCGUCACACGUACGCUGCACGUCGUUCAUAGAUUUGUCAAGAGAAACUUUAUUUUUCUUGUUGAGUUGGUUGAUUGAAAACAAGCAACCAUGUCGGAGCGUAAAGUUCUCAACAAGUACUAUCCUCCGGAUUUCGAUCCAUCCAAAAUACCUCGCAUGAAAUUACCUAAAAACAGACAGUAUACAGUCCGACUGAUGGCCCCAUGUAACAUGCGUUGCAAGACCUGUGGAGAGUAUAUUUACAAAGGGAAAAAGUUCAAUGCCCGGAAAGAAGAUGUGGAAGGACAGGAUUACUUGGGCAUUCGUAUAUACCGUUUCUAUAUCAAGUGCACCCGCUGCUUGCAAGAAAUUUCAUUCAAAACAGAUCCAAGGAAUACUGACUAUGAAAUAGAAGCAGGUGCUACAAGAAACUUCAUGGCUUUGAAGUUAGCAGAAGAACAGGCCCAACGAGAAGAGGAUGAAAGGAAAGAGGAAGAGGCCACAAAUCCGAUGAAGUUACUUGAAAAUCGAACCCAACAGAGUAAAAAUGAAUUAGAGUUACUGGAGUCCUUGGAAGAGCUGAAAGAUUUAAACAGACGUCAGCAUUCUGUUGACACAUUAGUCGACACUUUGCUAAACAGGUAUGAUGACACAGAGGCUCGCAAAAGACUUGCUGAACAACAAGAAGAAGAGGAUGAGAAGUUAGUCAAGUCUAUCUAUGGCCCUAGUAUAAGUAACAAAGCAAAGCGUGUCAUAGAAGAGGAAAUAAUCGAAGAUGUUGAUGAGGAGCCUGAGAAAACCAGGGUAACCAUUGAGCCACCAAAGAAGCAGCUCAAAAGUUCAUUUGCCAGCUCAAGUUCAGGCUCAGGCACCAUCUCUGCUGGAUCCUCAACUGCUUCAAAACCACUUGUUACCACUGCUAACAAACCCACUGCCAAUGGUGCCAGCUGGAACAAAAGUGUUGGUCUUAUGAAGAAAAGCACUGGUCUUGCUGGUCUUGUCCGCAAAAAAGGGACCCAAGCCCAGACAACCACAGCUGCAGUGGAGAGCAAACCACCAACUACUAAUGGAUCGACACCGGCCCCUGUACCCACUGACACUGCUCCCAAAGCACCUCCAGCACCAAGUGGACUUUCCUUGCUAGGCUCGUAUUCUGACAGUGGAAGCGACAGUGAUAAUUAAAUGAAAAAAGGAGAACUCAUUGGAAGCUUUUUAUGAUCAUUCCAAUAUGUAUCAGUCAGUGACCCUUUGUGUUUCCCCUUUUUCAAGUAUGCUUUUCUACUGGUGGUUGUUUUAGAUUCUGUGUAUAUGAAGUGUAUGUUCUUUGAUGUAGGAAAUAAAUAAUAAAAAGUUCCAAAAUUA